UGUUCCGCGAAAGUACUUGUAGUCACUGUGUGCAUUUCAAAGUAAAACGAUCAUUUAUCUGACCACGGCUAUCUGCAUUACCCCAAUAAAAUGUCUGACCAAGUGCGUUCAUUUUGUGAAAUUAAGGAGUUUGGCAAGUUUUUGGAAAAAUGUUUGAACCAAAAAGUGUUGGAUUAUACAUUAAAAUCUCUGACGAAGCCAGGUGAUAAUUAUGGCAGCAUUAUGCAGUCAGUCGAUGUGGAAGUAAUUGGAGAGAGUGAUACUGAAGAAAGUGAAAUAUUACAUUUGGUUAGUAAAACAGCGGUAACGAAUCCAUAUUUGAUCGAAAUAUUUCAACCAGCCUUCACUUUCGUCAAAGAAACCCACUUUUAUUCGGAUAUUAUUCCGGCGAUUGAGAUUUUCGAAACGAUGAAAAAUGUCCCGAAAACAGAUCGAAUCGAUGCAUUCAUUCCAUGUCCUGGCUCAAGAAUCUCAUUGAAUCCAGACGCAUCAUGUGCCGAUGCUGAUGCAGUUUUAUUGCUUGAAAACAUCAAAUUUCAAAAUUACGUCAAUGAAGAUAGGCACAUUGGAUUUGAUACCGAAACAACAAUGGCAAUUUUAAAAACACUAGCACAGUUCCAUGCACAUUGCAUCGCAAUCAGACGUAUGCAACCAGAGUUGUUUGAUGCUAAAAUAAGCCCAUACUUGAAAGCGGUCAACCUGUGUCCAGACGAUAAUGACACCAAACUUGUCGAUGGCCUUUGCAAUGAGCUGAAAUUCGUUGAUGACUUGGAUCCGGAGUUUCGCAUUGCAAUUGAAGAACAGCUGAAAAUUUGCGAUAAAUUCGGCAGAGAUACAACGCGUACGGCGGACACACCGUACACUACAAUUGUCCAUAGAGACCUAUGGACGAAUAACAUUAUGAUUAAAAAGGAUGAUAUAGACGUCUCGGUCAUAAAAGUAAAAAUUUAUGACUUCCAGCUGUAUUUCUAUCAGACGUUUGUCUGCGACUUGAUCUUCUUUUUGCUUACGAGCGUUCGCAGCAAUGAUUUGACGAAACAUUUCAAGCUGUUCAUUCGUCAGUAUCAUUUGGAAUUUGUCAAUACAAUGAAAUUGGUGAACUGCCCAUGCGAUGAUUAUACAUUCGAUAAGAUGUGGAAUGAAAUCAAAGAGAAAUCCAAACUUGAAUUGUACCACUCACUUUUUAUGAUUAAAGUAGUGGCGGUGGACGAGAGUGAAACUCCUUUGUCGCUGGAUGAUGUUACACCGGACACCUUUUUGACAGAUGAAUCACCGUCGAAAGCUAUUUUGAAUAGAUGGAAGUGCAUUCUUGCUAUAUUCAAAGACAACGGCCUCAUCUAAUAUGCUUUAGAUUCGUAAUAAUUGAAUCUCAUUUGAUAUUAAAUAUCAUACAUAUGUUAUCAUUGUUAUGUAUUUAAAAAUUCAUCCAAAGCAUUAUUGAGUUUACAACAUUGCAUUAAAAGUAUAUUUAUGUUGUUAUAAAUGAAUAUUUACCAUUUUACAUUCUGUUUCUCCUAUGUUACUUUAGCACAAUAAAAUUAGUUCCAUGACAAUCACAGCCUUGAACAGACAAUCA
Sitodiplosis mosellana (orange wheat blossom midge) is the source of this 1576-nucleotide messenger RNA. RefSeq lists its product as uncharacterized. The coding region runs from base 91 to 1341 and encodes 416 amino acids. The transcript is spliced from 7 exons. Lineage: Eukaryota; Metazoa; Arthropoda; Insecta; Diptera; Cecidomyiidae. The record is from RefSeq and is a predicted model, not a curated record.